GAUCGUUCGCUCUCGAUCGCAGUAGACGUUUGUUUUGUUUGGAUUAUUUUCCCCAGUCGGGUCGCGACCGGUACGUGCGCGUGUUUUAGCCUCGCACCAGCAUCGCGCGUCGUUUUGAUUGCUGACGCGCCCUCGUCUCCACCGACCGCGCAUGAUCGGCAUACCUGUCGGUCCGGAGAAGAGCUGAUCCGAUCAUCAGCAGCCUCACUUGUGCGGGUGGCCUCUUUUUGGGGCCUUUUGGCGUGGCUGAUGCCCGGUUGCAUUGCCGAUUGUCGGACUGACUGUGGAAAUCUGUCGUUUUCGGAUUGUUUUCGUCGUCGAGUCUUCUUUUGAGGGGGACAAAAUGUACAACGAAUAUAAAUAUUUCUGUCGUCGCGCCAAUAGCACUAAAUCGGCUUGAUGAAAUAAUGAGUCGGAUUCGGUUGGAUUCCUUGUUGCAGUCGUGAAACCCGGGAAGCGCUUUUGUGGUUUAUUUCAAGUUGAAGAUCAUUUCGAGUAGAUUGUAGAAAGUUUGACGCAGUGCAAAAUGUCUGUCAAAAGCUGUUUAAAUUGUGUUUAAACAAGUGUUUUAUGGCUUUAGUGAAAAAUGUGUUGGUAGCGGUUAACUUAGCAAGAUUACCCAAGUGUUACGAUUCGAUUCGCACUAUUUGCAUCUACUUUUUGCACGAUCGACAACGAAACUCGACCCGACCCGACCCGACGUCAGUUAGUCGGUGAAGUGACAAAGCGGAAUCGAAUUGUGAAUUGAUAUAGGUGCUAAUUACUUUGAGGUUACCAAGGGUUGACAGCCGACAGGAAUAUCGGGGACAUAAUCGACGUCAAUCCAGGCGCUGCGCAAGCCGAGUUCCCUUGUGGUAGGCUCGACUGCUAGCAAGAACCCAUGGCCGUGGCGGAUGUCCUACCAGCCUACUGAGAUCGUGGUACAUUACGUGCCAACUUGCGUCACCGUAACCGCUAUCGAAAGAAUGUGUGUAUUGUUUUCGCACACUGCACACGCCUGCUAUGAUUAAUGCCGAUUAGGUGAUUGGCAUUGGUUCGAAGCCAGCCUGUAGGCUGCUGUAAAAAGUGUUCUGCGCGAUCGUUUUUUCUUCUUCGGGUUUUUAGUACGUUCCGGGCAAAUAAUUGAAUUUCAUUCGCCUUCUAUCCUGCUGUUUCAUGCGUAGUGACGCACACGCCGAUAUCGGAUUAUCAUUUGAAUGGGAUGGAAAAAGAGUGAUCGAGUAAAAAAAAAAAUUGGAAUUCGAGGCCUUUUUUUCUGCCAAGGUCAAUUCGUUGCUACGAGAUCCAGUCGAGUUGAUGUGUGAGUGUUUUUUGUUUUGAGGACGGUGUUUUUCUCGAAUUCAGCAUAGUGAACGAGUGUGUAGAUUGGUAUUUUUUUUCAAAAGAAACAAGUGUGGUUCCUGUCAUCCAGAAUAGCGACCAGGUGUUUUGUUGUUCGUCGGCUACCAAAAAUGAGAUGAUUCAAAUGGAAUAAUGAAUUUGGUUUUUAUUCUGUUUUUAUGAUAUGACGUGGAAAGUGCGGUCGAAGUUAUGUGAAGAAUGCUGAGUUAGAAUCGAUUAAAGUGAAGUGAAGUGAAAUUAAAUUGUUUUUUUUUGUACGAUUGAAGCGUGUUGUGCUACAAGUACGAAUUCUCUGGAGAAAUCAAGGGAAUAGCAAAGAUUUAUUCGUGUCCUGAUAAAACCGAUGCAUGCGUGCGUUUGUGUGUUUAUGUGCGUGUUCGACCUAUCGACCGGUUGCACGUCCCAGAAAAAAAACAGUCGCACGUCAGUCACAACCUUCCCCUGAUCGUUCAUCAGACGUUGGUCGCAAAUCCUAGAUGAUCCAGUUGACAUAAUUUUUGGGAAUUUCCCACCUGGCUAGUCGCUAAUCCCGCGCCGGAAUGAAGUGUUGUUAUCUUGUCACAUUUUGUUCGGUCGAUAAUGAGUCGAUCGAUUAGUGACUGAAAGCACGGUUAAGCCCCCGGUGGAGGCAGGAUGACCGAACCGAGUCUGGCAUCCUCAUCCUCCUCUGACUCCGCCUCCUUUUCCUCCUCCUCCUACGGCAAAUGCUCGGUUCGAAGUAAAGAUUCGCCGGUUGAGCCAACGAGAACUGUGGGCAACUUGGAGCCCCAACCGACGGGUGACGUCAAAGCGAUUGCCACAGCUGAGGCUGAGGUUCGUUUGAUCCGGAAUUCAACGGCACAGAACUGGGAAGAACCAAGCAACGGUUCUGUUGAAAAGGAAGCCGCGGACAAAAUGAUCGGCAUGACGAGAAAUGGCCGACCAAGGCAGCGGAAAACUGCUGUUUACAAAGGAUUCUGGGGUGAUGAAGAUGGAAGUGGCCGCCAGUACCGAUCCGGAUCGGGAUCUCUAUCGUCCGGAGUCGAAAGUGACGAAGAAAUGGUUCGAUUUCCGUGUGUCGAACGACUAAUUGAAAUGUAUGCAAAUAUUAUCAAACAACAGGAGACCGAAACGAAAAGGUUUAUGAGUGCCGUUGUGAGUGGGGCUCGUGGAGACGAACGAGAAGUUGUUAAACAACGAUUAGAUAAGACGGUAGGGGCGGUUGGUUCCAGUGAUAAGACCGGUGCGAAUAAUGUCUGUGGAACACAGCCGGGCUCGGUUGGUAGUCCUGCAUCGGCCGAGCAACUGGAAACAACCAGUGCCAGCAGAAAACGCACCAACGAAAGUCCCACUUCAGACGACGGUUGGACUACAAACCCGCAAAGCCCGUACUGUUCCAGCGACGAAGAUAGUUCCGGCAAUCAAAUGAAGAUGAAAAUCCGAGAUAAAGUAACUCGCUCGUCGAGUUCCGAUUCUGCGCUCGGUCUUGACGAGGACCUCAGCCAACAGGAACAGCAACAGAUCAUCAGCAGUGUCGGAAAAACGCGCCGCCUAACGCUUGGAGUAGCAGACAUUCCACUACGGUCGGCACUACUGCCAGUUCCGGAACCGACACUCCUGCCAACUUCAGACAGCUCGACGAUUGGAGUCGAACAUUGUCCGACGAUUGUUCGCAGCAAAAUGAUCCUGGAAGCACAGCUCAUCGAACUGCCGCUCGGUAGCAAUGCUCCUCUCGCCGAAUCCGUUUCCACCGAAGCAUUCGGAUGUCAAAGCAACUCGAUCUCACGGCGGGAAUCCGCCCAAAGUUAUGUCAGCGAUUCCGGUACCGACGGAGUCCGGUACGUUCGCACACCUUCGGUCGUGGUGUCCGACUAUUCGGACGAAACGAUGUGUGGCAUCACGCUGGAAGAAAUAGAAUACCUACGUCGGCAUCAGCUCCGUCGGGCAUCCAUCGAUUGCGAGUCGGAUGUCAGUGCCGCUUCGUCCUGCAGCAAUCUGAACUACUGCGGUUCGUCGAUCAGUGCGCUGGAAGGUUGUGACUAUCAGUGCGGACUGCGGACACCGGAACGGAAAGUGUCGGACUGUUCGACCUGUUCGACGCUGAGCAUCGACGAGGAGGAUCCGGUGCUGCGGCAACGUUUACAGGAACUUAGCCUGAGACCACCGGGAACGGCCGAUGGAUCGACGGAGCAGGAGGCCACGAAGAGACGCGUCAAGAAUAAGGUUAGUUAUACGAGGCACCAUGAAUUGGAAUUGAUGUUCGCCCCCGGGGCCGCGAUGCCGUGCCGUGCCGUGCCGGGGAGGGGGUGCAGAUUGAUUGCGAAGUAAGGUAAGAAAGGAUCU
Malaya genurostris is the source of this 3663-nucleotide messenger RNA. RefSeq lists its product as uncharacterized. The transcript is spliced from 4 exons. Bases 1975 to 3648 code for a protein of 557 amino acids. Lineage: Eukaryota; Metazoa; Arthropoda; Insecta; Diptera; Culicidae. The record is from RefSeq and is a predicted model, not a curated record.